Messenger RNA from Tricharina praecox, 1038 nucleotides. RefSeq lists its product as uncharacterized. The record is from RefSeq and is a predicted model, not a curated record. The transcript is spliced from 2 exons. Gene Ontology annotation, biological process: proteasome assembly. Bases 294 to 842 code for a protein of 182 amino acids. Lineage: Eukaryota; Fungi; Ascomycota; Pezizomycetes; Pezizales; Pyronemataceae.
CUUCACGCGCGACGGAACGUCAGGCAGCGGUUUCAAGUUUCAACUGCUUACGGAUCUACAUGUCUAUGAGCACUGCAGGUAGCAGGGCGUAAACUAAGACGGGCAGAGGUGAGCACUGGAGUAUCGAGUGCUGGGAUACGACACAGCUCGCCUCACUACCAGUAGAGAGUUACGGUCGUCAUGGUGAAACACUUAUACGAACACCUUGACUUCUCAAUGGACCUGUAAGAGGGCUCUCAUGGCUGUAAACCGAUGAGACGUGGAGUUUUUUCUGAGGAGACAUCGAUGAUCGCAUGCCCCGGAACAAAGCCCUAAGUGCUCUAGAAGCACAAGUUAUUUCCUCACCACCACUACCAGCUCUCCCAGUAUCUACAACCUACACGACAACAAUGGAGUCUGCCGGUGCCAUCGAUUCGCGAUACCCCGCGACCACAAAGCGAGCCGCUGGCUACAUAAAAGAUGUCCCGACCGACGCCAUGGUUGUCGGUUUCGCCGACAAGCUCCUCAUCACCGUGACCCAAGCCGGACGACUGGCGCAGUGGUUUCACGUUCCCCUCGACAGCGCGCACCGCGUCAUCGCUGAAGAAACAGCGGAAGGAGAAGAAGAUCAAGACGACUCACUUCUCCCGCUCUCGCACCUAACGCCGACCACGCUCCUGGGCGGAACGGUUCCCGAACGCGAAGCUACGGGUCAGCUUAUCGCGGUGCAGCUUGCUUCCAUCAUCACGACUAGGAACAAGGAUGAGGGGAGGAUGGUGGUUUGUGGGCUUGGGUUGAGGUCGGCGGAGUUGGAUCAGCAGGGGUUUCUAGAGCUUGUCGAGCUUGUAGGAAGGUGUUUGUAAAUUGAUGGGUGAACGGGAAUGGGUUCUCCUGAUAUCUAGAGGUUUUGUGGUUUCUAUGUGGUGGGGGUGGAGGACGUGGGAGCGGGGUAGAGGCCGAUCUGCAGGACCCGACUGGCCGGCCAUCUCCGUUCCCAGUUGCUGGCCCUCAAGGUGCCACGAUCUAUCGUGUAACCAACCAUCCUUCCAUAGCUCGAGU